AUGGUACCUCCGAGGACCAGGAAGGGGUGGGGACGAGGGCGGCCGCCUUCUAGCGGCGCCGCUAACGCCAAGCCCCCCGAGACGCCGGGCGCAUGCGCAGUACCUCGUUACCGUGUCCCGCCCGCGCCUCUCUUCCGCGCUGCCUUCUCCAGCGCACGCGCGCCACGCCGCCGGUGCUCCUGCGCAGGCGCGAUGCGCGACAGUGGCGUUUCUACGCAGGCGCGGCGCCCGACGCCGCGGCUCGGCGCAGGCGCGAAGCGGCGCCGCGAACAGGAGGAGGCGGCGGCCGCCCCCCGAGCGCCGCCGCACGGGGCCCCCAGGCCCGGGAACCCCUUCGAGGACGAGGACAAGCAGGAGCCGGCCGCGCCCGCGGCGGACGAGGACAAGGUGGACCUGUCGGCGGAGUGGGUGCAGGAGCUGCCUGAAGACCUGGACGUGUGCAUCGCCCAGCGCGACUUCGAGGGGGCCGUGGACCUGCUGGACAAGCUGGAGCGGUACCUGCAGGACAAGCCUAGCCCGCCCCACGUGAAAGAACUCCGGGCCCGCGUGGACGAGCGCGUCCGGCAGCUCACCGAGGUGCUCGUGUUCGAGCUGUCCCCGGACCGGUCCCUGCGCGGCGGCCCCAAGGCCACUCGCAGGGCGGUGUCGCAGCUGGUCCGCCUCGGCCAGGGCACCAAGGCCUGCGAGCUGUUCCUGAGAAACCGGGCGGCCGCGGUGCGCACCGCCAUCCGCCAGCUCCGCAUCGAGGGCGCCACCUCGCUCUACAUCCACAAGCUGUGCCACGUCUUCUUCACCAGCCUCCUGGAGACUGCCCGGGAGUUCGAGACGGACUUCGCAGGCACCGACAGCGGCUGCUACUCCGCUUUCGUGGUGUGGGCGAGGUCGGCCAUGGGCACGUUCGUGGACGCCUUCAGCAAGCAGGUGUUCGACAGCAAGGAGAGCCUGUCCACAGCGGCCGAGUGUGUCCGAGUGGCGAAGGAGCACUGCCAGCAGCUGGGGGACAUCGGACUGGACCUCACCUUCAUCGUGCACGCCCUGCUGGUGAAGGACAUCCAGGGCGCCUUGCACUGCUACAAGGAGAUCAUCAUCGAAGCCACGAAGCACCGCAACUCCGAGGAGCUGUGGCGGAGGAUGAACCUGAUGACCCCCGAGGCCCUGGGCAAGCUCAAGGAGGAGAUGAAGAGCUGCGGGGUGAGCAACUUCGAGCAGUACACAGGGGACGACUGCUGGGUGAACCUGAGCUACACCGUGGUGGCCUUCACCAAGCAGACCAUGGGCUUCCUGGAAGAGGCGCUGAAGCUGUACUUCCCGGAGCUGCACAUGGUGCUUCUCGAGAGCCUGGUGGAGAUCAUCUUGGUGGCUGUUCAGCACGUGGAUUAUAGUCUGCGUUGUGAGCAGGACCCGGAGAAGAAGGCUUUCAUCAGACAGAACGCGUCCUUCCUGUACGAGACAGUGCUCCCCGUGGUGGAGAGAAGGUUCGAGGAAGGCGUGGGGAAACCUGCCAAGCAACUGCAGGACCUGAGGAGCACGUCGAGGCUUGUGCGCGUGAACCCGGAGAGCACGACGUCAGUGGUCUGAUGCGCGGGUCCGUGCAGACGUGGGUCCGUGCAGACGCUGCUUGUACCUAUAGUUUACAGUAGGUUGCGGUAGCAUAGUCUUUAUAGCCUCCAACACAGCUUAAAAAUAAAAAGAGCUCUCUUAGAAAUACAAAAUGAAGAGAGAAAAUAAUGUCAAACGAAGCCCGAAUAACAAGUCUUGACACUACUGAGACAUGUCACAUGUAGUAUGCUUUCCUUUUAAAUUAUGCUAAUGCUCUAAUGAACGUGUGAUCACACUAUAAUAUUGCAGCUUAUCCUUUGAGUUAACACACUUUCUCACAGUACGUGUACAUAUGUGUAUUAUGCAGCACAGAGAAAUAGUAUCUAUAAAUACAUAGAGUUUAAGCAUGUCGUGAAAGUUUCCCAGUUCCCUUAAAUGUCAGGUUUCUUAAAGGGUACAGCGCCAUAUAACACACCCUGCGUCCUGUACUGCCCCUCCUUAAAGUGUGAUUGAACAUGUGAGGAAAAGGAAGGAGUUGGGAAAGGUGGUUUCAGAGUAAAUUUUAGUCAAAAGAAUUCUUUCUUGAAGCUAGCUAGCGUGUGGACUCAGCUGCUCCUCCCGUCCGUGUACAAUGCAAGAGGAAGCUUUCAUAAAAGCAAUUCAGCAAACGUUUCCAACACAAUUUGAAUGGCUGAUUAUUUUCCAUUGCUAAUUAGUAGCGUCGUGGUAUUUGAUAGGGGAGUAUUGAUUUGGAAAUCUUAAGGACUGUGAUUAAUUUUUUUCCCAACAUAUUCCUGAAUUGUGUGAACUUCCAGAUAGAGCUUUUCUCUUUAUAUUGAAAAAUAAUAACAAACAGAAACACUGAAGAAUCUGGCGGCAGCCAGUGAUUUUAGUUAUCUCUCCUCCCACUCCCACCCACCCCUGUGUAGGUUAUAUAGUGGCUCAGACUUCAUGCAAAUGGAAAGAAAGUUUUCGUUGAAAUAUAUAUUUAGAUUUGAUAGUCUGGAUGGAUGGGAAAUUAGAAAAAAUCAUAUGCAGAUCCCAGUGUUCUCAAGCAUGACCACUGUGAGCAGAGGUUUGUUUUUGUAUUUUUGUAAUAACGUGGAGAACAGGUGAGACAGGGUACCCAAGGCAAAGAAAACCUUUUGUGACCUAGAAUGCCCCGUGCUCCAUUUUUCUUGUUUUAUUUUUUAUUUUCCUUGCUUUGCUUUUAAAAGUGAAUAUAAUGCUUCCUUCAGAUUGUUUAGUAAAGCAAAAAUAAAAAGAAAAAAAAAACCAAAGAAACGUGAGCUUCCCCAGGUUUCUAAACUAUUGCUUGUAUCAUUUAUUGACGAUUUAGAGGAGCUGCUAGCUGACAUCCGAGUUUCCCUAGCUUUUAGUUGUCAUUCUUGUCCAUAAGUGCCAUUUUUUGAUGCCCACUUCAAAAGAUCAUUUCUUUUAUCUGAAUAAAAAUGGUGGUAUUAAGGCUGUGAAACUUAACGUAAAACCAAAAACAAAUUCCAAAUAGUGGCUCAGUUGUAAAACUGCUUGAUUUCAUCACUCCUGUGCCAAACCAGCCCUUUUAUUUAUUUUUUUUAAGCUGUGCAUAUUUAAAAGGUUGAAAAUUAUCAGUUACAGAUUUUCUUUGAUUUAAUUUUUAAUUUUUUUCACAUAACUUGAGGAUUUUCUAGACAACCAUAACUGGAUAUCUCAGCUGAACAAAGUUACAAUUUGUCUUUUUAAGGAACACUGGAAACUUGAAUUAGAUAAAAUUUUGUGAUUAUUACAAUUAUUUUGUACCACCUACGGUUUCUGAUACAUUGUAUGAAACGCGUAUUGGGUAAAGAUAUGGUGCUGGGUCUGUGAAAUGAUACUUAUGAAAUCAAAAUUCCUCUUAAGGCGUGAAUUUGUAAAAACUUCAAUGUGUAUACUUAGAUGUUUAAGUGGUGCUUCUUCAUAGAACUGACUGCUUUUUAAAACUGGAAGUACAGAAUUUUCUUCUGUUAAACUUUGUGUGUUCCUGAAUCAGAGUUGUGGCCGAAGGGAGUAUGCUUUUGGUGAAUCGAUUAGUGUGGGAAUUGAUUAGAGACCACCAGCCUUGUGAUGUCCCCGUGUGCCCAGACAGCAGUUCCCUUCCUUUCCUCAAAGUGGAGUCAGAGCUCUUCUUGCUCAUUCUUUUUUGUUACAUUAGACUCCAGAACAAGUUCUAAAAAUUGAAUGCAACUAGCGAUUGUCCAGAAAUACACUGAAAUGUACCACUUAAGCACUGGUUGCCUUUUGCUGUGUGCUUCAAGCCUUAACGCUGUCACCGGAGCUUAGACUCACAGGCUGGACUGAAUUAAUUGCUGUUGGGGAAAAAAGACAGCCCGUGGAAUUAAGUCUCUUUGAUUAAAGCCUCAUUUCACUUAAGUGCUGAAAACGAACUUAUUUUUGUUUAAAAUACUACCGAUGGUUUAAUUAUGGGCACUUGGAUUUUGCAACUUGAUAUGGAUUUGACAUGUGGUAUAAAAUCAGUAUGUGUACAUUUCGCUUAUCGAUAUGCUGCAAUAUGAGGGAAUCUGAAAUGUUUUAUAAAAAUAAAGCUUAAAAAUUUUUACAAUGGAA
Messenger RNA from Galeopterus variegatus (Sunda flying lemur), 4122 nucleotides. RefSeq names its product exocyst complex component 8 (gene EXOC8). The coding region runs from base 1 to 1578 and encodes 525 amino acids. The record is from RefSeq and is a predicted model, not a curated record. Gene Ontology annotation, biological process: intracellular protein localization; exocytosis; Golgi to plasma membrane transport. Lineage: Eukaryota; Metazoa; Chordata; Mammalia; Dermoptera; Cynocephalidae. Gene Ontology annotation, cellular component: exocyst. The transcript is spliced from 3 exons.